Molecule: messenger RNA, 10514 nt
Organism: Solanum dulcamara
Lineage: Eukaryota; Viridiplantae; Streptophyta; Magnoliopsida; Solanales; Solanaceae
Exons: 2
Coding region: 3128-4054 (308 amino acids)
Source: RefSeq, a predicted model, not a curated record
AACUUCUUCUGUGCAUCCUCAUCAAACAUAUAAGAAGUUCAGAUAGAUGCUAUUUGUAUAAUCCAGGAAAGAACUCUGUAGAAAAGAUUUGGAAUGGAAGAAAUGGAAGUUUUAAUUUGAAUACUCUCUUUCAUUUAUAUUGCUUGACUCGACUUGCAAGGGCUUAAUCUUGAUGUAUGCUAUUUGACAUUUAACAUAUUAACCCUUUUGCUUUCAUUUUUCCAACUUCAUGGCAUGUUUGUCAAACCACUAGUUAUAUUUAUCUUCCCAUUGUUGUGUUACUAUGGUAAUGGUGCUGCAUAUUUCACAUUCAUAUAAAUAUCUUGAUUCUCUAUUUAUAAAUUUGUGAUUAGUUCAUACUAUGUAUUAUGAAGAAGAGUAGGCAAAUAAUCAACUGAAUUCUUCAUAUAAUGAAUAAGAUAGUUAUACCAUAUAGUCUUAUAUAUAACUUUGAAUGAAUUCUCCAGUCAAUCUAAAAUGGUGGAACCCAUUGAUAGGGGUAGUCAAGGAGAAAGAUGAGGUCGAUGUAUCCUGGGCUAGAAUUGUGGGAGUCCCUUUGCCCUUAUGGUCCUAAAAAAACUUAAGGCUAUUGGUGACCUCUGUGGAGAUUGGGUUGAAACAGAAGAAGAAAACUAAGAAACCACCUCAAGUGGCGAGGAUAAAGGUUUGAGGAGAUGGACGCGAUGUCCCAAAGGAAGUGACGGAGGAAAAUGGCGGACUCUGUGUGUGACAAGGGUGAUGGUUGGUGACAACAACUGCAACUUCAGUUGCCUAAUUCUCUUAACCAGCGGUCCUUCAUUGAAUAUCCAAAGGGAAAAUGGGUGGGUGCUUUUAAUGAAGCUGGUCAAAGUGCAAAGGUGGGACCAUUUGUCCAUGUGGAUACACAUGGGGAACCUAGGGAGUACAAGAUGAAAGAGGGUUUUUGGGCCAGUUCUUUUAAUGGAAUUAUAAUAUCAGGCCCAAAAAAUUUGUGAUGGGUAAAGGCCCAAAGCUAACUUUAAACAAAUUAUCUAAUUCACAAAACUCUCGUGAGGGGCACAUAGGUACUUCUAGUGAAAAGGUGUCACAAUCCAAGCUAGACCCUAGGUGCGACAUGACGAUUAGAAUUCCAAGGAAACCCGACCAAGUUUCUAAGCAUAUCAUUCAUUAGCAUACAUAAGGUAAGUAAAGCAAUAAAGCUAAGACAUAAAUGUGUAAAAUCUCAAUGUGAAAAGCCUCAAUAAAGGAGAACAAGUCUCAAACUCGGAAUAGAAAGACAACAUAGACUCUAUGACAUCCAACAUGCCUCUACUAAACUAGAUGGGGCAUAAGACAAGCUCCUAGCUCACCCAAUAUGUAAGAUAGAAAAGGCAUAAAGUCACAAGUAAAACGUCACGUCCUUGAAACAUGAGGACUCAUCACAAGUGAAAGUAACAAGCUCAACUCUACUUACGAAUAGGAGGUGCGAGAUGAUUGUUCGACCCUACAUUAUGAUACAAUGUAGGCAGAAAGUAUGCGUUAGUACAUGAAAUGCACUAAGUAUGUGAGAAGUAUGCAUGAAAAAUAAAUAUAGGACAUAAUCAAUAUGAAUCAUGAGAUGCAUGACCAAUAUCUUGAAACAUGAGUAAAACCUUGAAAAUCUUAAAACAUCAUAAUAGUGUUGUGAAAAAACGCUGAAGCGCUCGCUUUAAGCGUGAAGCGAAGCGAGGUGAGGCACUAGCGCUUCAGCAUCGUAAAGCGAAGCAAUUUCGAAAAAGCGAGCGCUUCAUGGGAGAAGCGAGAAGCACGCUUCAUCUAGAAGCGAGAAAAAAGCGAGCUUUUUUGGAAAAAAGCGGCGCUAGGUUUUUUUUUUAAAAAAAUUGUAUAACUUACAUUAAUUGUUCCAAGCUGCUCUCAGUGUGACUUCUUCUUCAAUUCGACAGUCCAACUUCGACAUUUCAACAUCAACCAGGUUAGUUUUUCUUCUUCUCUUCUUCUCUUUCUAUUUCUAUUUUUAUUUUCAUUCAGCAGUGCUGCAGUCUGCUCUCAACUGCUGCGAUCUUCUUCUCUUCUUUUCUUCUUCUCUUUUUUUUUUCUAUUUCUGCGCAACUGCUAUCUGCAAAGAAUUAUUUUUUUCAACUUUUAUUCAGCAAUUUGGCCUUUUUUUUUAAAGAUAAAGCAUAUGCUCUGUUUUUUUUUCCAAAGUGGCUGCUUUAUUAUUUUUUUAAAAUUUUGCUGCAGCUGCUCUUUUAAUUUUGCUGCAAUUGCUCUGUUAUUGUUUUGACAAUUUGACUUGUGUGACUGAAUUAUUAUUCUAUUUUUUCUUUGUAGUAAGUUGUAUUUUCUUAAUGGCACAAAAAAGGGAUCCAGCUUGGGCAUAUGAAAUUGCCAUGGGAAGUAACACAAAAAUCAAAUGUGUUUUUUGUGAUAUAACAUAUAAUAGCGGAAUAUUUCGUCACAAGAAGCAUCUUAUUGGUGGUUAUAAAGAUGUUAAAGUGUGUCCAAAGGUCUCGAAUAGUGUGAAGAAAGAAAUAAAAGAGUAUUUUACGAAAAAAAAUGAAUUUAAAACUCAAAUGAAUCCUGAAGCAUCCAUGGUGAAUCUUGUUGAUGAUGAUGAAGUGGAUGAUGAAGUUGAAGUGAAUAUGCCAAUGGGGCCUUCCUCAAAAACAAAAAAGAAACCUUCAACUAGUGAAAGUGGGUCAUCCACCGCAAGCAAUGUCAAGUUCCUCUUAAUCUCUAUUUCUCGCAAAAACCAAAUGAAAAGAGAAAAGGUGGACCUAUUGAUCUAGAGGCUUCUAGCAAGAUUUUAUGGGAUCGUGCUGUAUUUGCUUUUGCUAGGUGGAUGUAUGAUGCAGGUUUGCCUUUCAAUUGUGUUAACUACACCGAAAGUUUUGGUGAAUUCAUUGAGGCAGUAGGCCAAUACGGCCCUGGAAUGAAGCCCCCACCUAUCAUGAGGUAAGAAUUUCUUGUUUAAAAAAAGAGAUGGAAAAGACAAACAAAAUUGUAGAAGAUCAUAAGGUUCAAUGGAAAACGUAUGGUUGUUCCAUUGUGAUGGAUAAAUGGACAACAAGGAAUAGGAAAAUGAUCAUCAAUGUUUUGGUGAAUUCUCCAAAAGGGAGUGUUCCUUGAAUCUCAUGAUGCUAGUGACUCUUCUACUGACUCUAAUAAGAUGUUUAACUUGUUUGAGAAGACUAUCUUGAAAAUAGGCAAGGAAAAUGUGGUACAAGUUGUGACUAAUAAUGCAAGUGAGAACAAAAAAGCGGGUGACAUGUUGAAGGGAGUGUUCCCGCAUAUUUUCUGGACUCCUUGUGCUGCUCACUGUAUCAACUUGAUGUUUGGUGACAUUUUCAAAGAGGCCCCGUAUUCUACAGUUUUUGGUAAGGCUGUUAAGAUACAUUCUUAUAUCAGUCAAAGGGCACUGUUGUUGAAUAUGAUGAGGAGAUACACAAAGCAAAGAAACUUGGUAAAACCUGCUAAGAUAAGAUUCGCAACAGCUUUUUUGACAUUGCAUUGUUUUUAUAUGCAAAAGAAAAAUCUGAGAACCUUGUUUAUGUCCACUGAAUGGAAUGAAAGUGUCCAUGCAAAGGAAACUCUUGAGAAAGAAGUUGCGAGACACAUCAUUAGUUCAUAUUUUUGGAAUGACACUGUUCAAGCACUUAAAGUUGGUGGUACUUUAGUUAAUGUACUUCGUAUAGUGGAUGGUGAGAAAAAACCACCAAUGGGCUACAUUUAUGAAGCUAUGGAUAAGGCAAAAGAAAGUAUUGAAAAGGCAUUCAAUUAUAAUGAAAGGAAAUAUAUGAAUGUUUUCAAAAUUAUUGAUGCAAGGUGGACGGAUCAACUUCAUCAACCUUUGCAUGCAGCAGGACAUAUUUUGAACCUGGGGCUCUAUUAUAAAAAUAAUGAGAUGAAGACUUUAACUGAAGAAGUGUGGUUGGGAUAUCAUGCAUGUGUUGAGAGGAUGAUCCUAGAUAAAACUUUGCAAGACAAAAUAGGGGAUGAGCUUGGUGUGUACAUGAAAGCUGAUGGGCUACUUGGAAUUGAGUCGGCCAUUAGAGCUAGAACCUUAAGGUCACCAUGUGAGCAUUUCAACAUUUAACUGUUUGAGCUUUAACUUUUAAGUUACAUAUUAACUUUUAAAAUAAUUCUUCUACAGUUGAAUGGUGGAUGCAAUAUGGUCAUAAUGUCCCAAACUUGCAACAAUUUGCUAUUAGAGUGCAAAAGUUUAACUUGUAGCUCAUCCGGUUGCGAGAGAAAUUGGAGCGUGUAUGAACAUGUGAGAACCUAUAUUACGUUAUUACUAAAUUAAAUGAUAUCUUAAUUGUCCAAAGUCCUUCCAUUAAUUACUUUCUACGAAUUCUAUGCAGAUUCAUACUAAAAAGAGAAACAGGCUUGAGUUAAAAUGCCUGAAUGAUCUAGUGUUCAUCAAAUAUAAUAGAACAUUGGUGCGUCGCUACAAUGCUCGCAAUACCAUUGAUCCAAUUUUGUUGGAUAAUGUUGAUGAUGCAAAUGAAUGGUUAACUGGAGCACCCCAAAAUCAUGAAGAUGAAGAAGUAUAUGAAGGAGAAGGUCUCACUUAUGGUGAUGUUGCUACGGCUAGUGGUGUGGAGGAGAAUAUUUAUGGUUUUAGGGGGAGUACUUUAAGGGGCAAGGAAAAAAGAGUAGCUACAAGUUCAAGUUCAUGUUCAAAUAGAAGUAGAACUCUUGUUGAUGAGUCCUCCGAUGAGGAAGAAGAUGAGGACCAAGUAGAAGUAGAACCCUUGUUGAUGGCACUUCAAGAGUUUGAGGAUCUUGUUGAAGAACAGGAUUUUGCUCUCUUUGUGAUUUGGUUAUGCAUUUGCUUUAUAUGUUGUUACUUAUGAGGAUUAUUGACUAUCUAGUUACUUUUUAAUAUAAGUCUUUUGAGUUCUUGAUUAUUUAUCUAUGCAUAUUUUAUAUUUUAUAUUUUUAUACUAAAUAGCGCUUUUUCUGAAAAAAGCAUGCACUUCGCUUCACGCUUCUGUGAAGCGAGCCCCCGUCGCUUUUUUCCGCUUCUCGCUUCUCAGAACACUGCAUCAUAAUCAUAUUGUCAAUGAAUCAAAUUAUCAUCAUGAGAACCUUAUAUCUUUUCAUAUACCUUGAUGUGUGAUAUGACCUUUAACCGACAUAUAAGACCAUGUGAGUUAUAACAUGGAAUCCGAUGUACUCCCACAUCGAGAAGGGAAAGGCUACUUUGCCAAGGUAGACUUCGUGAUGGUACUUCCUCUAACUUUGUGCUGUAUGUGGAUCCACUAGCUACACCAUAUUAGCACUUUAAACCUACGCUGGUAACGUAGUUAGAGACUAAAGGUUGCUUCUAGGAUUCUCUUGUGGCUACCGGACCGAACCUCAUUUUAAAGUCCUCUCGGUGCUUAGUCAUUAUCCUAACGGAAUUUCAUUAAAUGUAACAUCAUUAGGAAAGACAAUAAUUGGUAUCAAUCCUCAUCAUAGUAAAACAAUGUGAGUAGCUACGUUAACAUAACUGACUCAUAAGAAUCCAUGAGUCGGUGAGAAUGUCCUUUCACCUCUUUAAAUUGAUUGUGUGAGAACUACCUUAUCACACUAUAACUUCUUGCUUAAAACAUCAUUGAAACAUAGUUCAUAAUCUUUUAUGAGUCAUUCAUAAACCUUGGUAAUCAUUCAUAAAACUUUCAUUGAAAUCACUUGAAAAUCCAUGAUCGUAGUUUCUUGAAACAUACUUGAAAUAGCAUAUAACAUGGGUCAUUGAAAUUCAACUUGAAAUCAUGUAAUAUGAUGUGAAUUGUUCAUAAUUUAAUCAAUAAUCAUAAGAUAAAUCAUAAUUAAGAAGACCCGAUGCAUAUUUAUGAAACUAGGGCUUUUAGAAGAAGAAUUCAUAAGAGAAUUGAGAGGAAACUUGGGACUCCAUGGGUGAAAGGACCCAUGGAUGAAUUCCCAUAUACGUUGAGUUUUAGAAGCCCUAAAUUGCGCUUGACUUGGGAACUUGACCUUGACUUUCUCUUUGAAUUGCUCGAGGAAGAAGAAGACUUGAGAGAGCUUUAGAGAGAGGAUUUGGGUUUUGAGUGUUAGGGUGAGUAUGAGAGGGUUAGGAGGGCUUAGGGAAGUCAACAGGAUAGAAUAAACCCCUAAAAACCGUCCACAUUCAUUAAUGAUAUCAUAGGAAAAAGACCAAAGCACCCUUAAACUUAACUGAAACAACACCUGUCAGUGGGCCUACCACGGCCCAGGGUGGUGGUCGUGGUGAGGGACUUUAUUUUGGGCCUGAAAGGGUGAUCUCCACGGAGGCCACCACAACUCGUGGUGACCACCACGACCCGUGGUGCCUCUUGUGGUCCUUUCCAAACUCAAAAAGUCUUGGGGAUCGAGUUCACUGGAGGCUUCACGGCCCCGUAAAUCCCUCCAUAGACCUCCCCCCCUUAACUCCCCUGAUUUGUGACACCUAUACGGGCCCUUUCCACGAGCCAUGAAGCGGAGUAUGGCUCGUGAAGGGUCCCAUGGUCAGCAUCUGGUGCAAAUUUUCUGCAGACUUCUUUCAAUACCUCAUUUUCCGACUUUUCGACUUUCAAAAUCUUGCAAUAUCUCCCCCAUUGGGGAAAUGGGACUCAAGCUAUAGCAUGGACGGAAUAGGAAAGAGACAUAGCAACCCAACAUGAAUGCAAAACAUAUCAAAAAUGCAUAAAACAUGAAAUAUUCAAUCCCAAGCUAAAACAUAACUUUAGAACUCAUUUCAUGAACAUGAAUGCAUAUGAAAACAUGAGAAUGAUUGAAAAACAUGGAUUUUACUGAGUGGAUCAUGAAGGAACUCAAUACCUCAACUAGGAAUGGAAGGAAAGAGAUUGAGGAAAUCGUGACAUCAUAUCAACUUUGGCUUCCAAUGUAGCCCCUUCAACCUCUUGGUUCCUCCAUAAUACUUUAUCGAAGUUAUUUUCUUGUUUCUCAACUUUCUAACUUGCCGGUUUAGGAUCUCUACCGGAACCUUCUCAUAUGAAAGAAUCUCUUUCACACUUAUGCUGUUCAAUGGCACAAUGGAGCUAGCGUCACCAACGAACUUCCUCAACAAUGACACAUGAAACAUCAGAUGCAUCGAUGCCAACUCAGAAGGCAAAUCCAACUCAUAUGCCACGUUGCCAGUCUGCCUCAAAAUUUGAUAUGGACCUACAUAGUGGGGACUAAGCUUCCCUUUCUUGCCAAAACGAAUUACACCCUUCAUUGGUGAAAUUUUCAAGUAGACCCAUUCAUUAACUUCAAAUUCAAGCUCCCUUCUCCUCACAUCUGAAUAGGACUUUUGUCAACUUUGGGCAGUCUUCAAUCUUUCUCUAAUCAAUCUAACCUUUUUCAUAGCUUCAUGCACCAAUUGGGUCCUAUCAAGGCAACUUCACCAACUUCGAACCAACCAAUAGAAGAGCUUCCCCUCCUACUAUAUAAGGCCUCAAAUGGAGCCAUCUGAAUGCUGGAAUGAUAACCGUUAUUAUAGGCAAACUCUAUUAAUGGCAAAUGAUCAUCCAAUUACCUUUAAAAUCAAUGACACAUGCUGAGCAUGUCCUCCAAGGUCUGAAUGGUACGCUCGGCCUGACCAUCCAUCUGAGGCUAAAAGGCCGCACUAAGCUUAACUUGAGUAUCAAGAUCCUUUUGGAAAAAUCUUCAGAACUGAGUACCUCGAUUCUAAAUGAUAAACAAUGGGACACCAUGAAGCUUAACCAACUCCCGGAUAUACAAUCUAGCAUAGUCCUCAGCUGAAUAUGAGGUCUUAACAGGGAGAAAAUGAGCUGACAUAGUAAUUCGGUCAAUGACCACCCAAAUCAGAUCAUGUUGCCUACGAGUACGAGGCAAACCUGUAAUGAAGUCCAUAUUCAAGACUUCCCACUUUCAAGUAGGAAUCUCAAUGAUUUUUGAUGCUCAACCUUCACUUGUUGACAAUUUGGACACUUGGCCACAAACUCUGCAAUAUCCCUCUUCAUGCCAUUCCGCCAAUAUACUUCCCUCAAAUCACGAUACAUCUUUGUGGAAUCCGGAUGAAUAGAAUACUACAAACUAUGAGCUUCGGACAAUAUCAUUCCCUCAAGCUACCUACUUUGGGAACACGUAAUCGGUCUUGAUAUCUCAAAACACCAUCUCACCCUUGGGAGAAAGCCUCAAUGGCUUUUUCGGCAACUACUUUCUUUAACUCAACUAAAGUAGGAUCAUUAUCUUGCUUGGCCUUAAAAUCCGCCACAAGAGACAAUUCAGAACCAUUUUGAACAAUAACACCUCCAUCCUUGGAAACAAUCAAUUGAACACCCAAACGGGCUAAUCUAUGAUCAUCCCGAACUAACUCUUUCUUCUCGUCUUCAACAUGGACAACACUGUUCAUGGACAAUCUACUAAGAGCGUCGACAACCACAUUCGCCUUUUCUGGAUGGCAUAACACACUCAUGUCAUAGUCCUUUAACAAUUCAAGCCAACUCCUUUGUCGAAGAUUCAAAUUCUUUUGAGUAAACACAUAUUGCAAGCUCUUAUGAUUGGUGAAUACAUCAACAUGGACACCAUAAAGGUAGUGUCUCCAAAGCUUCAAAGCAAAAACCACUGCUGCUAACUCCAAGUCAUGGAUCGGGUAGUUCUUCUCAUGCACCUUGAGCUGCCUAUACCAUUCUACAUUAGAACACAACCAAGAUCAACUCGUGAAGCAUCACAAUAAACAAACCCAUCGGUUGUUGAGGUGAGAAAUCCAUUGUCUUUGAUCUACAGACAUCCAACAAUUGUGAAUAAAGGGGUUGUUCCUUGCGUUUAUAAUGUUGGGAAAUACACAUAACCGUAGCCAAAGUUGGAGGAUUAUGCAACUCUACCUCAAUUGCUAUGUAAUUGAUGAGACCACAUAUGUUAAAUUCAAUUUUCUGUGCUUGCGUAAGGGUACCAACCCGCGAAACCAAUUGGUCAAACUUUCCUUGGUAAUCGACCACAGAUCCAAUUUGGCGUAACUUAGCCAAUUCUCCCAAUUUUGACUUCUAGUUGGUGGUACAAAACGAAGGUUGCAUUGACCUUUGAAUUCAUCCCAAGAGCAUUGAGGUAUAUCUUUCUCUAGUUGAAGAAAUCGAAGUUGUGCAAUUCCUUCCAAAUGAAAAGAAGCAAGUCCAUUUUAUUCUUCUUCUGGUGUUUGCUGGUGUCGAAAGAAAUGCUCUCACCUGUUUAUCCACCUCAAAGGGACCUCGUGGCCACAAAAUCGUGGAAAAUCCAAAUUCUUAUAUUUAGGAAUGAUGGAAUUCCCACUAGUUUCUGAUCCUAAACCUGCAACCAUUGCUUUACCUUUUCAACCUCGAUUGUUACUGCCAUUUUCAGAUGCUUCAACAUCUGCCUUUGAAUGUUCUAUAUCCUUCAUGAGUGAAUCCAAUCGCUCAUUUAUGGCUUCCUGUCUUGCUAAGUUGGUUGCAGGUUUUUCUUGGAACAAAGUCAACAAUUGUGCCAAUUGUUGCUGGAUAAGAUUUCCCAUAACUCCCGUCUACGAUACCAUACCAUGUUGUUGCAGUCCCCUGAUAUGGAUCUAGUUUUGGGACGCUGCAAGAUGAAAUCAGAUGUUUUCUUUGUACGACAUAUGUUGCUGGUAUGCUAAAGAGUGAACCUGCAAUCUCUUCAGUUAAAGUCUCAGGAAUUGGAAUAAUUUUCUGUUCAUCUUUCUAUUGAAUUCAAAUAACUUUAAAUACAACAUUGGUGGAUUAACCGCCCUCCUAAUAACAAGGAAAUAACUUCCUACGACUACUGAAAUUAAAAGGUGGAGGAAUAACCUCCUUACUGCUAAUAACUGCUACAAAGAAUUAGGAAAGCAUAAUUAAUAGAUAAGCUGAAGUAAUCUACUUUCUGACUUCUUUAAAUUUUCCAUGCGUGAGCCGUUUGUAGACUAAAGGGGUGCUCAACAAACUAUUUAGCCCCCACGGCUUUUGUUUAGCAUAAGGAAGUACAACACUUGAAGUGUGGGUCAGACACACGUCAAGAGUUCCAGUCUGUUGCUACAGGAGCCUGGUAUAUAAGUGGGAGCAGGGUAGAAGGACAGGCUCAUACUUCCUAGAGUUUCUAACUUGUGGACCAACUGCCUUGGGCCAGCUAGAACUAUUUGUGGGCAUAGUGUUUUGAAAGCUUACAGUUUUCAAUGUAGAUUUUGUUUGACAGUCUCUUGGAUUUAGUCGCUCAAGCUGACGUAAAAACCAGGAUCAUAUAUAUAAAGACAGCGUAUUGGAUUUAGGUGUAGACAAUCUAUUUCAUAUAAACAAUGAAUUGAAAUGACAUAACUAUAACAGAAAUUAAAGUAGAUCUUGACACAGCACUCUGUAAAGUAACCACAAGGAUUAUUCUAAGGCCAAUUUGCAAAUUCUGGUUCUCUGCUCUUUACUUCUGGCAAUUAAAGCAAUCGUUACACCAGUAGAGGGCUUUAAAGAUAAAUGCAGUUGAAACACAAUCUUAAUAUGUCAAAAUGCUUCCGUUCUGCUUAUUGACAUGUGUAGUAAAAGUUAGCAGGCUUCUUCAGGUAAGUUUUCCAUGUUUCUUCACACCAACAUUGAAACAACACUCUUACAUAACCCAAGCUUUGGUUUUAA